AUGCCGUUCCUUCAACUCGGGUACAAAAAGAUACACUACACAGACUUGAAGCCUGAGGGAGACGAUGUUCGCGAAACCUUCAUCUUCAUCCACGGCCUGGGCUCUUCGCAAGACUACUACCACGCUGUAGCAUCAGGUUUACAAGCUCACAAAUUCCGAUGCAUCACCUUUGAUACGACUGGUGCGGGGAGGUCUCCAUAUACGCAGAUCGAACAAAGCAUCCAAAGCCUUGCUGACGAUGUCAUCGGGAUUUUGGAUGCGCUGGAGGUGUCGAAAGCUAUAGUGGUAGGCCACUCAAUGGGCGGCAUUGUCGGAGCUCAUCUCGCCGCUGAGAACAACGACCGUGUCGUGGCCGCAGUCCUCAUUGGACCGGUAUACCCAAAUCCUGGCGUUAUUCCCGUCUUCGAGAAGCGCAUUCAAACCGUAGAGAAGGAAGGCAUGGAGCCCAUAGCGAAUACUGUACCGAACGCAGCGGUUGGAAAGCAGGCCUCGCCCCUCGCAAAGAGCUUUAUCCGCGAGUUGCUCCUCGGACAAGAUCCAGCGGGGUAUUGCUCCAAUUGCAGAGUCAUCAUCAACGCGAAGCCCCCUGCUUAUGAGAAGAUUGCUGUCCCAAUACUCAUACUCGCAGGCGAAGAGGACAAAUCGGCACCUUUAGAAGGCUGCCAAAAGAUGUUCAACGAGAUUGGGACUGGCGAAAAGAAGCUGGAGGUAAUGGAGGGGAUCGGUCAUUGGCAUGCGCUCGAAGCGUUCGAGCAAGUGGGGGAGCACAUACUGUCGUUCUACCACGACAUUCAGUGA
Molecule: messenger RNA, 798 nt
Organism: Didymosphaeria variabile
Lineage: Eukaryota; Fungi; Ascomycota; Dothideomycetes; Pleosporales; Didymosphaeriaceae
Exons: 2
Coding region: 1-798 (265 amino acids)
Source: RefSeq, a predicted model, not a curated record